Messenger RNA from Galendromus occidentalis (western predatory mite), 1236 nucleotides. Its product is annotated as photoreceptor-specific nuclear receptor-like. The record is from RefSeq and is a predicted model, not a curated record. The coding region runs from base 1 to 1236 and encodes 411 amino acids. Gene Ontology annotation, molecular function: sequence-specific DNA binding; zinc ion binding; DNA-binding transcription factor activity. Lineage: Eukaryota; Metazoa; Arthropoda; Arachnida; Mesostigmata; Phytoseiidae. The transcript is spliced from 6 exons. Gene Ontology annotation, biological process: regulation of DNA-templated transcription.
AUGUUGCCAGUCAGUCGGAUUUCCCCAAGCAUCCCGGUCACUCAGCUACAUAAGGAUCGCGAGCCAUUAUGCAGGGUCUGCGGCGACCGCGCUUCGGGUCGUCAUUAUGGGGUGGCUUCUUGCGAUGGCUGCCGUGGAUUUUUCAAGCGGAGCGUUCGUCGCGACCUACGCUUCUCCUGCAAGGAGGGAGGAACGUGUGUCGUGGAUGUGGCUCGAAGAAAUCAGUGCCAGGCAUGUCGACUCAAAAAAUGCCUCGCUGUCAACAUGCGGCGUGAGGCCGUUCAGCACGAGCGAGCGCCGCGGACCGGUCCCAGAAGGAGACUCCUCGACUCGAUAUCCGGACUAACUUUCUCAUUAUCGGCACCGACGGAACUAGCAAUACCUUCGCCCGCCGUGUACGCCGCCUACCAGCUGCUGAACCGACCUCCUCCCGAAUUCGUGGAGAGCACUCCGCUUUCGUCGCUCUGGUCUCCCGAUACCCUGUCACGGGAAGCGGGAUCACCGUCCAAGCUCAUGUUGAGCGAGAACAACGCUGAGACCAAGCACGAGCUGGACCUUUCACCCCCGCGUCCUGCUACAGAACGCUCCGACAUCGAGAUAUCGAGUCCAGAUAUGAAACACUCCACGGCAUUCCCUCUGGCGCCGAAUCCCUUCAUUUCGCUUCCGAACCCGGAGGAAAAUCCGCAGGAAACCGCAGCAAAGCUGCUCUUCUGCAGCAUGCGGUGGAUUCGUUCCACCCCGGCUUUCCAGCAGCUGACCUGUGCCGACCAGAUGAUUCUCGUGGAGUACUCAUGGAGUGAUAUUUUUCUCUGUACAGCUGCUCAAUCACGCUUCGCAUUGCCCACAGAAGGUUGUAUCUUCAAUGAGCCAGCGAGCACGUUCAGUCGAAAGCAUCUUCACAUCCUCCGUCGAGCUCUACAAGAACUCAUGGCCUUGAAUGUCGACAACACCGAAUACUCCUAUUUGAAAGCUCUAGCUCUGUUCCGACCCGAGCUGCCCGGACUUUUCGACCCUAGUCACAUUGAACGUGUUCAAGAACAAAGUCUCGAAGCUCUGGAGCAGCACCAGGUGGCGCAGGAGUCGAAGUCUUCAAGUCGUUCGAACCGGUUGAUACUCCUCCUCGGCAUCCUCCGGUCCGCCAGGACCUCGGUUCUCGAGGACGUCUACUUCAGAUCUACGAUAGGACCUGUCCCUAUAGAAAGAAUCCUCUGUGAUGUUCUGCAAUCAGUAACAUAA